Molecule: messenger RNA, 978 nt
Organism: Fusarium musae
Lineage: Eukaryota; Fungi; Ascomycota; Sordariomycetes; Hypocreales; Nectriaceae
Exons: 8
Coding region: 1-978 (325 amino acids)
Molecular function (GO): methyltransferase activity
Source: RefSeq, a predicted model, not a curated record
AUGACGACUAUUGAAGCGCAUCCCGUCGUAGACGCUGACGAUAACGAUAAUGCAUCCUCCACAGACAGCUUGAGAAGCUCAAUUCUUGACUUCCGUCAAGAAAAUGGAAGAACAUACCAUGCUUUCCGAGACGGCAAAUACAAUCUCCCAAACGAUGACGAGGAGAACGAAAGAUUAGAUCUGCAACAUAACUUGUUCUUGCUCACUCUUGAUAACAAGCUCGGUCUGAGCCCUCCUAACCAUCCCGACUCCAAAGUUAAGCGCGUCCUCGAUGUUGGCACUGGAACCGGUAUCUGGGCGAUUGACUUUGGCGACGAACAUCCCGAGGCAACUCCGCUGACAAAACAGGUCAUUGGCGUUGACCUCUCGCCGAGCCAGCCGAACUUUGUGCCACCGAACGUUCGCUUCGAGAUUGAUGAUAUCGACGAGGAAUGGACUUACAGCGAGCCGUUCGACUUUAUUCACAGCAGAUUUAUGAACUUUAGCAUUCAGAACUGGAAGUCGUACUUCACCAAGAUCUACCAGAACUUGGCUCCAGGCGGUUAUGUUGAACUGCAAGAUGUCGAUGUCAUAAUGGGCAGCGACGAUGGCACCCUCAAGGAAGACCAUACCAUGUACAAAUGGUGCCGCCUUCUCGACGAAGCAGCCGGAAAGUUCAACCGCUCUUUCGAACGCACCUCCAACUUCAAGGAUAUGCUGAAAGAGGUCGGAUUCGUGGAUGUUGUUGAGACGCGCUACAAGUGGCCUACCAACCAUUGGCCCAAGGACAAGAAGUACAAGGAGUUGGGCCAGUGGAACAACGUCAAUGCAGCCUCUGCUCUGGAGGCGCUGACUAUGGCGCCUUUCACGAGAGGACUGGGCUGGAGCCGUGAGGAGGUAGAGGUGUUAUUGAUGAAGCUGAGACAGGACUGGAAUAACCCAAAGAUCCAUGCUUAUUGGCCCAUUUGCGUUACUUAUGCUAAGAAGCCUGAAGCGUAG